CUCCGUGUCGUCGGAGCCCGAGCGCGGAGGCCCGUCCCGGCGGUCAGGGGCCGGGCAGGGCAGGGGCGCCAUGUGGUUCAUGUACGUGCUGAGCUGGCUGUCGCUCUUCAUCCAGGUGUCCUUCAUCACGCUGGCCGUCGCGGCUGGACUCUAUUACCUGGCAGAACUGAUAGAAGAAUACACAGUGGCCACCAGCAGGAUCAUAAAAUACAUGAUCUGGUUCUCCACAGCUGUGCUGAUUGGCCUCUACGUUUUUGAGCGCUUCCCCACCUGCAUGAUUGGCGUGGGCCUCUUCACCAACCUCGUCUACUUUGGCCUCCUCCAGACCUUCCCCUUCAUCAUGCUGACCUCGCCUAACUUCAUCCUGUCGUGCGGACUAGUGGUGGUGAAUCAUUACCUAGCAUUUCAGUUUUUUGCGGAGGAAUAUUAUCCUUUCUCAGAGGUCCUGGCCUAUUUCACUUUCUGUCUGUGGAUUAUCCCGUUUGCGUUCUUUGUGUCCCUGUCAGCUGGGGAGAACGUCCUGCCCUCCACCGUGCAGCCAGGAGAUGACGUGGUCUCCAAUUACUUCACCAAAGGCAAGCGGGGCAAACGCUUAGGGAUCCUGGUUGUCUUCUCCUUCAUCAAAGAGGCAAUUCUACCCAGUCGUCAGAAGAUGUACUGACCCACUUGGGGAGGGGAUGUGGGGGCAAGAUCAGGAGAGUCAGGCCCUUGGGCCGCUGUACUAGGUGGGGGCUGUGAGUCUGGAAGGCAUCUUCCCCCAGCCCUGGACUGACUUCCUGCAGCUUUUCCUGAAGUUCCCAGCCUCACCUUCCUCAGGAUGCUCAGCUUGGCUCAGAUCUGACGCUACUAGAGGCUGUGACCUCGGAGGCCCCAGGGAGGUGGCAGAGCCUGCUUAGCCAGAGGCCGUGGUCCACCUGGUUGUAGAAGCUGAGCUCCCUGUGGCCCUCCCCGCCCCUUCCAUGCUGGGUCAGGAGGUUCUGGCGCAGCCGGGCAGGCAGGGCAGGGGCCAUGAAGCUGGAGAGCAGACAGUGAUAAGUUCUUUGGGCAGAGGGCCAUGGGGUGGGGCCAUGGCUUGGCAGUUCCCAGAGAAAUAGUUUUUUGCUGUUGAACUGUGAUUUUUGUCCAAGACUGAUUUCUGUUUGAAUAAAAAUUCUAGGUGGCACUGUUGCCUUAAUACCCUGAAAGUUCAUCUUUCUUCCUGCUGACCUUCUGCCCUGGACCGGAUGGGCUUUUCUGCCCUGGGGGUUCCUUUUCUGGGAUUGGCUCUUGCCUUUCUGAAGGGACUGUUCUUCUGGCCCUUGGUGGGAAGGGGGCAGAGAGGAGGAGCUGAGCCCGGUCCGGGGCUGGGGCGUGGCGGUGGAGGCAGUCUUUCUUGUGCCCCUCUGUUUUCUUCUAUUUCUUCUUUCCCCAAGGCUCCAUGACUGUCAGCGGGGCCGAGGGUACGGUUUGGGACUGGGUUAGAUUUUCAGAGCAACAUCUACAAUACCCUAUUUAUAAGUCUUCCCUGGAGAAAAGGAGUGGUUUCUGGCAGAAUUCUGUGUCAGCCUCAAGGAGAAACCAAGUAAAACUUGGCUUCCAGCAAUCUAGGCUACAGCCUGUUUUUUAAGAAAUGGAGCUGGUGGGAGAAGUUGUUCGUCACUGAGAGCACUCAGGGCUGGUCCUCUCUGUGUGCUCAGCUCCCGGAGAGAUGACCUCGGGCUUCUACGAAGGCAGGCCAGGUCCCGGGCACAGACCAGCAAUGUUAACCUUGCACUCCAACUACAGUGCCUUGCAGAUACUCAGCCGUACACAUCGGAAUGAAGCCCCCAUGCGAGCCGUUUCUGGCCAUGUCUUAUACCUCACAGCGAGGGUGGCAAGUGCAGAGAUGGACUGCACACAUGUAGUACCUUUAAGCCCCUAGGAAGACCCCUGUGCUUGAAAAUCUUUCCUCCAUCCUGCCUCAGGCCCCACUGUAGCCCUUCAUUUCCUUGGCUUUAGCAUUUCCUGUUCUCUUAACAACACCAGCCUUCCCCUUUCCCUGGGGGGCGCAGCACAUUGUGGUCUUCUCUCACUGGGAAUGAGAUCGCCAGGCCCUUUUAUCCUAUGCAGACCAGCGGGGACACAGUAGAGGACACUGGGGGCCCGACAUCAUCCUCGCUGCCGGGUCCUGCCCUCCCUUGCUGUCCACUUUGUUCCUCACCCCGACGACGUGGCUUUGCCCCUCCGCUCGCUCCACUGCCAGUGCUCUCCCGGGGGUUGCCAGUGGCCUUUCUGUGCUAAAUCUAGUGAACCCUUUCCUAUCUCGCUGGGUCUCUGCAGCUACUCACCCCCAGCUUCAUGAAUCGCACUUCUGCGGCCAGUUCUCUUCCUACCUCUGUGGCUUCUCCUUCCGGCGUCCUAUGCAGGCUUCUCCCCGCGCUUCGUGCACGGUGGCGUUUCUCAGGGUCCUGUCUGGGCUCCUAGGAGGAGCCCGUGCAUGCUAAUGGAUUCAACUGCCAAGGAAAUGAGAGUUGACCUCCAGCCCCAACAUCCCUGCUGGGCUUCUGAACCACAGUUCUGCUGCCUUUGGGUGCAGAAACACCUUUCAUCGCCCAGAUGGCAUUUGUUGCUGUCCUCUGCAAACUUGCCUCUUUUGGGAUACCUGCCGUGGCCCCAAUUUCACUCAGGAGCCAGACCAGAAACCUACUUUCAAUCCCUGCUUUCUCUCUUUGCCCCCAUAUCCAACCUCUAAAAACUGUCAAGGUUGCCGUCUUAACAUCUCUUAGAGCCACUCCCUGUGUCAUCAGCUUUCCCCUGGAUUGUUGUGACAGCCUCCUGCUUCUCUGUCCCAUAGGCAGAGUUGUCUUUCUAAAAUGCAUAGCUGAUCAAGUCACUUCCUGGCCUACAACUUUCCAAUGCUCCCCACCGCCUUCAGGACAAAAUCCCGACCCCUUAGCAUGGCUUUGAGACUUGUGGUAUCCUGCUUCCUGCUCGCCUCUCUGGCCUCAUCGCGUGCCACCUCGCGCUCUGGGCCCCAGCCUCCUGUAUCCAGAGAUGCCAACUUUGAUUCCCCUUUCUUCUGUUCACCUGGGCAUCUUCUCUGUUAGUUCUCAACUUAAGAUUUUACUUCGUGCAAGGAGCUCUGAAUGUCCCCUUCCCCCUGCCCACCCCAGAUACCACCCAGAUCACUCUGGGCUUGCCUGCAUACUGGUCUAUCUCACUAGACUGUAAGCUCCGUGAGGGCAGGGACUGUCCUUCAAUUUUUGUAUCAACAAUGCCUGGCUUGGAGCCUGGCACAUAGAACUCAAUAAAUGUUUGUUUAAUGAA
Messenger RNA from Molossus molossus (Pallas's mastiff bat), 3285 nucleotides. RefSeq names its product testis expressed 261 (gene TEX261). The transcript is spliced from 6 exons. Bases 71 to 661 code for a protein of 196 amino acids. Gene Ontology annotation, biological process: endoplasmic reticulum to Golgi vesicle-mediated transport. Gene Ontology annotation, molecular function: COPII receptor activity. The record is from RefSeq and is a predicted model, not a curated record. Lineage: Eukaryota; Metazoa; Chordata; Mammalia; Chiroptera; Molossidae. Gene Ontology annotation, cellular component: Golgi membrane; endoplasmic reticulum membrane; COPII-coated ER to Golgi transport vesicle.